CUCAUCAUAUCAUUUGUGAGCGUUUAAACGAACAGUUUGAAGUUACACCGCAACAAAAAUCGCCGCCAAAAUCGUUUGUGCAUCAAAAUCAAAGUAUCUCAGAAGUAAAGAAAAAAACAGAAAAAAAUCCAAUUCAAAAUGAAAGUGUUUGUGGUAUUAUCAGCUGUUUUGGCCAUCGCUUGCGCCGCUCCAAGUGUUAACGAUGAUUCGUCAUCGUUCCGUAAAAUGCUCGGCAAUUGUUUGGGUAGUGAAGAUACAGUGACAUGUUUAUCAAUCAAAGGAAUUACCGCAUUGAACCGUGCUGCCCGUAGUGCAAACUUCGAAGUUUUGCCAGGAGUAUCUUUCCAAAGAGAUACAUCAAUUUCGGCCCGUAGUGCUAAAGCAAUUUCAGAAAAUGAAAUUGCCGAUUCACUUCCAGCUGAUGAAUCGGAACGUAGCGGCCGUCUCUUCGACUUGGCUAUGGAUUCGUUGGCCAAUUUUGCUGAAUCGCACUCAUUGCAAGUGAAAUUCCCAAAAGAAGCAUCGGAAAGCGUUGCCCGUGCCAUCGAAGAGGGACGUGGUAAAUUGAAGAAGGUUGCUGGUCCACUAUUGUUGGCAGUCGGUGCAAAAUUGAUUGCUUUCGUUCCAUUGUUCUUGGGCGGUUUGAUUUUCUUGGCAUUUAAGGCUUUGGUUGUGUCAAAGAUUGCAUUCCUUUUGGCUGCCGUUCUUGGUUUCCAAAAAUUCGGUACUGGUGGCAGUGGCUUGGGAUUGCUCAGUAAAGUGACCAACGGUGUUGGCAACGGCUGGUCAUCAGGUGCACAAAACAGUGGAUGGUCAUCAGGUUCAGGCCUCUCAUCACAAUAUCCAUACGCCCGAAACUAUGAAAACGCACAAGAUUUGGCCUACAACGCAUACGCUGGCGAAAUCCCAGCCGCCGGACAACAACAACAAUAAAUGCAACAAACAACAUCAAAGUACACAUCGAAACUGUAUCGUUGACACACAAUUCAUAUUUCGUCGUUAUUUCAUAACAACCGUUUUGAUUGACAAAGCCAAAACGAUAAGAAGCAUGUUGUGAGUAACGAGAUUUGUUGGAGUAGCAAAAAAAAAGAGAGAGACAGAAAAAAAAUCUAGUAAUAUUUAGAUAAUCGAAAGAAAAACAAACAAACGCAACGACAAAAGAAGAAACCACAUAGAAUCAAAUCAUUUUUUUUUUUAGUUUCAAAUCAUAAAUAAGUAGAAAGCGCUAAAACGGUAGAAUACUAACGUUGCCAUUGGAUCGUCACGCGCACACAACCACCGCAAUAUGCCAGGUACUGUACAUAAAACAUUCAAACCAACACCACACACAGCGAUCCAAAGGCGCGAAGCAACGCAUGAAGAAGAAAAAAAAACAGUCAAAUACCAAAAUAAUAGAGUUAAUAAUUUAAUUGAACGCAGCUUAAAUGAAAUGACUACAAAAAAACAAAUUGAUUGGUGUAAAAAAAAACAUACAAUUAUGCAAAAACUCAUUCGAAACCUUUUUUCCGAACACAUACACAGAUUUUUUCCUCCUAAAAAAAUUUAUUUGUUUCGUCGCCGUCACAUAACCCGAUCGAAAUCGUUCUUUUUUUUCGUCAAAAACAAAAAAAUGUAUUUCGUAUCGAUUAUUGUUUUUUUUUACCAUAAAUUUAUUUAUUAACUUAUUUUAAUUAUGUGUCAUUAAAUUAUUCAAAUUAUUAUUUAAAAACGACCAAUGUAAAGAGAAAUAAAAACGAGAAAGAAAAAAACUUAAAAAAAA
Molecule: messenger RNA, 1759 nt
Organism: Sitodiplosis mosellana (orange wheat blossom midge)
Lineage: Eukaryota; Metazoa; Arthropoda; Insecta; Diptera; Cecidomyiidae
Gene: Osi14
Exons: 2
Coding region: 139-933 (264 amino acids)
Source: RefSeq, a predicted model, not a curated record